CCUCAAGGCAAUUCACCAGCACCCAUCAUCUCAAGUGGUGUUAUCCCCAAUCAUUUGAUUCCGCGAUCAUAAUCACAAUAUCCAGUGCUCUUUGUCUAAAACGCCCAUAUUAAUCAUCUCUGGUUGAAAUCGAUAACUGGGUAAUCUAUUUUAGCCAGACACGGACGGCGGUUCGGUGACAAAUACUUUGGACCGAGAGGUCGGGCGCUUUGGUUAAAGUCUCUCCGAGCUUUCACGUGCUGCUGACACUGAAGGGGGAGAGAGAGAGGGAGAGAGAAGGGAGAACUGAAAGAGAUCGCCAAAGUGCCAUUGGAAGUAUGGUGAAGAUCGGGGUAUUCGCCAAGAAGGUUUGGAGCCUCCGUAAAACCAUCGUGGUCUUCCUCACACCUGUGAUACUUUCCCCUAUUUUGGUCUUCGUAAGUCCCAAGGAGGGAAAAUGUCUUUAUGUGAUUCUCCUGAUGGCUUUGUACUGGUGUACAGAAGCGUUACCAAUCGCUGUGACAUCCCUGCUUCCCAUCAGCCUCUUUCCCCUCUUUGGUGUCAUGCCAGCCAGCAUUGUCUGCCCACAGUACUUUCUUGACACCAACGUUCUGUUUAUGAGUGGCCUGAUCAUGGCACUGGCGGUCGAAGAGUGGAACCUCCACCGGCGAAUAGCGCUAUUUGUCCUAAUGCUGGUGGGAUCAUCCCCAGCAAGGCUUAUCCUGGGAAUGAUGAUAACCACCAGUUUACUGUCAAUGUGGCUUAGUAAUACUGCCUCCACUGCCUUGAUGAUGCCAAUAGCCAAAGCAGUGCUCCAAAGCUUAUUUGGUAGCAUGGAAGCUACCCUUGAGUCUACUCAGCUUAAAGAUUGUGAUGAAGCCUCUGACCUUAAAGACAGCACUUCAAAGGAGCCACUGCCCAAUGAGGGGUUACAUUUGACUUCUGAAGACAGCAAAAGCCCAGAGGAAUUUGAAACAAAUGCUAACUUGACACUCAUGCAGCAGAAGGUUGCAGAAGACCGGAAGAAACUAUGGAAGGGUUUCCUUGUCUCCAUUCCUUACGCUGCAAGUAUUGGAGGGACCGCCACACUGACUGGGACAACUCCUAACCUGAUUCUGGUUGGGCAGCUGAAAAUUUAUUUCCCUGCCUGUGAUGACCUGAACUUUGCCUCAUGGUUCAUCUUUUCCUUCCCGCUCGCAUUCCUCUUCCUGAUCGUUGGCUGGGUGUGGAUCGCUUUCCUACAUGGAGGAUUCAACAUAAGGUCGUGCAGGAAGAAGGGAAGUACUGCAAAAACUGAAGCCAAAGUAAUGAGUGCAAUAAAGUAUGAAUACAGUAAACUGGGGCCAUUCACGUAUGCAGAGGGUGCUGUCUCGAUGUUCUUCUUCUUAUUUGCGGUUUUGCUUUUCACGAGAGAUCCAAAAUUCAUUACAGGUUGGGCCAUUCUGUUCCCCAAAGGUUAUGUGUCGGAUGCAGUGACGGGAAUGACGAUCGUUAUUAUGCUCUGCUUCUUUCCGUCCCAAAAACCUUCGCUGAAAUGGUGGUUUAAUCCAAAAGCCUCGGGAAAAACAAAUCCACCGCUGCUUACUUGGUCGAAAAUCCAAAGUAAUUUACCUUGGAGUGUCAUACUGUUACUUGGAGGAGGCUAUGCCAUAGCAAAAGGAUGUGAGGUCUCGGGAUUGUCCAUCUGGAUCAGCAAAUAUGUUCAUCCACUUGCAGCCUUCCAGCCAAGCGUUGCUCUUAUACUGAUCUCAAUACUAGUCACCUUCUUCACUGAAUUUGCCAGCAACACUGCCACCAUUGUAAUAAUGCUGCCAAUUUUAAUUAACCUGUGUCUCCAGAUGAAGAUGAACCCACUGUACUUCUUGGUACCAGCAACUAUAGUAUGCUCCUAUGCUUUCAUGCUGCCAAUAUCAACACCUCCAAAUUCCAUUGCAUUUGCUACAGGCCAUCUGAAGGUCAAGGAUAUGGUGAAGUCGGGGAUUAUUAUGAACAUUCUGGGGAUUCUCCUGCUCUUGUUAGCUGUGAACACUUGGGGUAAUUUCUUGUUCGAUUUCUCCACUUUUCCCCAAUGGGCAGAGGUUAUGCAGAAUGCCACACACAGCUUCACUAAUGGCACUGCGUAAUACAUGGCACCAUGGGACUUCAAGUUACAAGCCCUGGAAGAGUCAAUGCAAUCCUGCAAAGAUUGCUGAAGUGAAGAAACUGUCUCAAGAUUAGACCAGAUCCAACUGUGACAAAUACCUGAAGAAUUUACACAUCACAUACAUCUUUUUUUUUAAUGAGUAUUAACCAUUAAUUUUUAUAUUGAAUAUAGAAGGAUAAUUGUUUUGACAAAAGAAGAACAGAAGUGCUGGUGUAACUCAGUGGGCCAGGCAGUUUCUCUAGCGAACCUGGACCCUUCUUCAUAUUAUUUUGAAAUGUUAUUUUUAGAUUUAUUUCUAUUAAUGACGAUUGUUAAAAUGUGAAUUAGAUAGAGAAUGGAGACAUCCUAUAUUUAAACUUUCUCUAUGUUACCAUUAACAUGCAGAGUGACUGCUUCAGUUAUCCAUUCAGGAAAAUUCAGCAACAAAAUUAUUUCCACUAAUUUUUGAAAAGACCGUCUAAUUUUAGCUUUGCAAAAUGGUUCAUGAUCAAUGAGAUUUAUAAGGUUAUCUAUUUUCACACUUAGAUAAAUCUGGGGUGAAAGGCUGAUAUUUGUUAGGAACUGACGGUUAAUUAUCAUUUUAAUUAUGAUGGCAGGAGCAUUUCUUAGCAAAAGUGGGAAAUACCUGAAGAUGUAGAAAUAGUUUGAGGAAUUAUACAAGAUUUUACUGAGUUGUAUGCAAAACAAAGCAUUUCACUCUACCUCUAGGUACAUGUGACAACAUAGUAUAAUUGAACUGAAGGCCCACAGACCAAGAUGGAGACCUUGAAUUAUCCACACACACAUACUUGCAUAUUCACACUCAUAAAUGUAAAAAAUUGAGCAAAUUGAAUCCGUCUGCAAUUAAAUUUGUAAAAAUGAGAUGUUCUUGCUUUAUAACUGGCAUUUCUCCUAUCUGCAAACCUCCGACAACUGACUGCACUCUUGAUGCACCAAAUAGACAUCUUACAAAGUAUUUCGUAUUAAUCAGCAUAUAUCACCGGUAUAUUAUAUUCUGCAUGCUGAAUUGUUUUAGUAUCAGAAUCUAAAAAUCUGCAAACUAAUGACAGCACAGUGGAACAGCGGUAGGGUUGCUGCCUUACAAUGCCAGAGACCCGGGAUCGAUCCUGACUACAGAUGCUGUCUGUACAGAGUUUGUACAUUCUCCCUGUGAUCACGUGAGUUUUCUCCCGGUGCUCCCGUCUCCUCCCACACUCGUAAGACGUACAGGUUUGUUAGUUAAUUGGAUUCGGUAAAAUUAUGAAUUGUAAAUUGUCCCUAAUGUGUAGGAUUGUGCCAGUGUACGGGGUGAUUGCUGGUCAGAGUGGACUCGGUAAGCUGAAGGGCCUGUUUCCAUGCUGUAUCUCUAAAAUCUCCUUUCUAAAUUUGUGGUUAAAUUGCUAAGUCGCUGGAGUGCCAUGGUUUCUUUGUUUGGCUCUCUCUCCUGCCCUUAAGACAAUUAUCUGCACGGACUUCACUCUUAAGUGCUAAAAAUUCUGUUGCUUCUCAAUGCCACAGGUAGCUCGGUGAACCCUGGCAGCAGCAUCCAAUUCGUUUGGACGUGUGCGAGCUGUGAAUCAAAUCUAACAGUUUAUAAGAUGACUGGCUGCAUCUUAAACUCCUAGCUUGUUCCAGCUCAGUACCAAAGACGAUUAAAGCUGCUUUUGGAAUGAAUGGUGUUAGUCAGGCAUGUGACAUUGGGACAAUUAUGUACCACUUCUGAAAAGUUUAGCUUUGGCACAGUUAAGAGCUUACUUAUAUAACACACUAAGGGCACGAGUGAUCAUUCACUGCUGACUAGUUACUGAUUCCAAAUGCAGAAGGUUGAGUCAAACCAAGAGCAGAGAUGCAUUCCAGGAAGCACACAAGCACACACGCACACACACACACACACAUGCACGCACACAUGCACACACACACACACACACACACACAUU
This is a messenger RNA of Leucoraja erinaceus (little skate), 4038 nucleotides long. It is a transcript of the gene slc13a3, whose product is annotated as solute carrier family 13 member 3. Bases 318 to 2102 code for a protein of 594 amino acids. Gene Ontology annotation, molecular function: succinate transmembrane transporter activity; citrate transmembrane transporter activity; sodium:dicarboxylate symporter activity. The transcript has 13 exons. Lineage: Eukaryota; Metazoa; Chordata; Chondrichthyes; Rajiformes; Rajidae. The record is from RefSeq and is a predicted model, not a curated record. Gene Ontology annotation, cellular component: membrane. Gene Ontology annotation, biological process: citrate transport; monoatomic anion transmembrane transport.